Messenger RNA from Mollisia scopiformis, 663 nucleotides. Its product is annotated as NAD(P)-binding protein. The record is from RefSeq and is a predicted model, not a curated record. Gene Ontology annotation, cellular component: membrane. The annotation marks the transcript as partial. The transcript has a single exon. NCBI's taxonomy places the organism in Eukaryota, Fungi, Ascomycota, Leotiomycetes, Helotiales, Mollisiaceae.
AACAAAUCAAGUCUUACAAAGCAUCGCGAUACUUAUCCGUUUAUUGAUCCAUUUCGGUUCGCAAAACAGCUUAAGGGGAAAGUCGUCUUGAUCACUCAAGCACAUAGAGGCAUCGGACGGGCUUCUGCCGUGGCAUUUGCACAGGCAGGUGCAUCAGUUUGCUGUUUGGGACCAUCAGCCGAAGCCCUCGAACCUCUACUUCGUGAAAUCAAGGAGAAGUUCAACACUCCGACUCUGGCAUUGACUGCCGACCUCAUGCAGCCUUCAGCGGCUACCCAGGUGGUGGACCUCGUGGCAAAAUAUCGAGGACCGGUAGACAUCUUAGUCAACAUUACCCCAGCAUCCUAUCUACGACCUCUUGCUCAGGAGUCUGAUAUUAUGAAAGAAUGGUGGCCACACCACGAAGCUAGCGUCCGCGUACCAAUCAGCCUCAUCCAAGCCGUCUUACCAUCAAUGGUGGAACGUCAAAGCGGAAUAAUCAUCAGCACCAUAUUGGCGGUUGCACAUUUACAGCUCCCUUAUCUGUCCCAACAAGGCGUAUCAAAGGCUGCAUUGUUGAAGUUCCAUCAUCAUCUAGAGCUUGAGAUGAGAUCGAAGGGUAUUAUGUCAUUUGCAGUAGAUCCGGGCCCAAUUCCUAGCUACGUCCAUGACCCUGCGUUGCCU